Molecule: messenger RNA, 9940 nt
Organism: Acinonyx jubatus (cheetah)
Lineage: Eukaryota; Metazoa; Chordata; Mammalia; Carnivora; Felidae
Gene: MCU
Product: mitochondrial calcium uniporter
Exons: 10
Coding region: 6955-8061 (368 amino acids)
Biological process (GO): mitochondrial calcium ion homeostasis; calcium import into the mitochondrion
Cellular component (GO): mitochondrial inner membrane; uniplex complex
Molecular function (GO): calcium channel activity; uniporter activity
Source: RefSeq, a predicted model, not a curated record
AGUCUCUUUCUCUACCCUCACCUCCAGGUCUCAGCUAAUAAGGGUCUAAGAUAUUGCUUCCUUAGGAUAUUUGUAAUUUAGCUGAGGAUUCUGGAAAGUCCCACCCAUUGUUGAGCAUUGCUUCUAUAUCAGACACUUUUAUAACUCUUUGGGCAAAAUACUACUCCCAUUGUACAGAUGAGAAAAUGAAGACCUAGUAAGGGUAAGUAACCAGGAGUCAUUCAGAAAAUAUCUGAUGAACUGCUGUUUGUAAGAUGCUGUGCUGGGAAAGAGUGAUGUCUCUGAGGUGGUCCUGAGAGGUCACAGUUUGGCUAGGAGACACCGACAAACAAGACUGUAAGUGGCUAUGCUCCCUGCCGGCCCGGAGGUUCAGUGGGAGCGUUUAGCUGGAGAAGGCUUCACAGGGCAGGCCUCACUUAAGCUGAAAUAGGAUGAAAUAUGAUGUGUGGGGGACUGGAAGGGUAUAGUCCAGUCUAGGCAGCAGCAACAUCUGACGUGACUGUAUGAGGAAGGAAGAUGUAUUUGAGAAACGGCCAGCAGUUUGUAAGAACUGGAGUGUGAGCAAGAACAGCCAGAGAUUAGGCUGGGCAGUAAUAGCGAUACCACUAAUAAUUAACAUUUAUCAAGUGUACCACGUGUCACACGUGUCACAUAGGUAAUCUCACUUAAUUCUUGUGGCACCCUAUGGGUAGAUGUUGUUCCUACCCUCGUUUUAUAGUGAAGCCGAGUUACCUCAGCUCGGUUGAUAUGCCCAGGAUCACAGCUGGUAAGUGACACUCAGCUGGUAAAUGACUUACUCAGGAUCAUGCAGCGGCGACUGGUAUUUCUGGCAAGGAAAUGCAAGUGGUCUGGCUCCAGAGCCUGUCUCUUAACUACUGUGCUAUGGUGAGGGAAUCAGACUGUGAAGGGACUUGUGAAGGAAUUGGAUUUUAUUAUGUAGGUCAGUGGUUUUUUUUAAAUUCAACCCACAGUAGAAAUACAUUUUAUAUCAUGACCCAGAAUGUGCACGUGUGCAUAAAAGUAGGAAAAGUUUCAUGAAACAAUAUUUUUACUAUGUAUGAGGCAUACAUAGUUUCUAUGCUAUUUUGUUAAAGAAAUACUGGUUGGGACCCACUUAAAUUGAUUCUACAGUUUAAGCCACAGUUUGGAAAAAUACUGCUAGUCAAUAGGUGAGCAUCUGAAGAAUUUCAAUUAGGUGAAUCACAUGAUCAGGUUUGUGCUUUUUUUGGAAGGUUAGUUAUAAUGGCAGCAGUGUGAAGGCCGGAUUCGAAAGGAUGGGACGAGAAAGCCAAGAGGCCAAUAAGGGGUAUCUUAAUGAACCAGGCAAAAGAUGCCUGAGUAAGGACAGUAUCAUUGGGGAUAGAGAAAGGGAAUAGAGAGAAGACAGAUUUAGGAAGUAGAAUUGUUAGAACUUGGUGAUUGGACAUAGACUAUCACUCAGCUAGUACCAGGUAGAAAGGCAGUUCAAUUCAAGGGCUGUCUGAUGCUAUUAAUACUCAGGCCCUGAAACUUUAUUUCUGGACCUUUUCUGUGUGUUUCUUUUUACAGUCAUGUUAAAUAUACUUCUUUGUUGUCUUUUCUGUGCCUCUUCUUUUGUAUAUAAAAAUGUGCUGACCUGGUUUAAUGAUUUUAAAAUGUAUGUAUCAAAUCCAAUGCCUACCUUAUCCCAUGUUCCUGCCUCCCCUCCCCCACACCAUCAGAAUCCGAAAGAUUUGCACACAGUGUGGAAGGAGUUCACCAAGUGUGAUGAGCACUCAGCAAGUCUUCUUUGAGAGUGUGUGUUCUGUGUAUGACACUCUUCCAAAGCAGAAACUCUUCACGUCACCUUAAUUAAUUAGAGGAAUGUUUUUGAGUAAUUUCCUUUGACUUUGUUCUCUUUAACUUUCCAGUUUUGUAAUAUUUGUUUACCUUUAGGGAAUACUGAGCAUUGUAUGUAUGAUGGUCUUUUGUCUUUAAAACAAACAAAUAAAAACCUAGUCAUUCCUAGGCAUGAAACCUUUUCUUCGUAAAAUGUUAGCAACCUCCAUUCUUACAUUAGAAGCGAAGACAGAAGUUGUGCUUCUGCCAUCCGUUUCUCAAGAGGAGAAUAAAAAUAAAAACAUGUAAUAAUCGAGAACAAGUUAUAUGGAGUGAUUCUCUGUAUUUUAAUUGACUAGGUACCUUACCGGAUUGCUUUAUUCGGAAAGCACAUAUUCUUUGGUCUUCUAGGUAUUAUAAUACAGAGGUAAGUAUUUAUUUGAUAACUAUGACAAGUCUUUAGACCCGUUACAAUAUCUGCUUCACCAGAAGAGAUUGUAUUUGUCACGUUGUUGGUGAGCCUUUGGAAAACUAUGGGACUAAAGGAUUGCUAUACCAUCAUAGAAUUUUUAAUUAGUUUUCUGAGAUAGUUAAAUAAGAGAUGGAAAUGGUGUGUGUGUGUGUGUGUGUGUGUGUGUGUGUUUCAGUCACCAAAAUAAAAGUAAGUCACUGUACUUGAAGAGCAUUAGGUGCCAUGUGAUACAAUAGAGGUAGGAGUGUGGGUUUUGUUCAUUUCUCUUCUGUUAACUUGCUGUUUGACCCUGGGCAGGUGACCUCUUUGGUCUUAAUGUUUUGGCCAAUUAAAUAAGGAUGCUUGAUCAAAUGAGCCUAAGGGGCUUUCUAAGACAUAUGUCACUUUCAUAUAAUACUUUAUAAGUAAUUUUUAUAUUUUUCCUUUGGGGAGCUUGUAUAAAAUCAUAAACUCAAGUAUAAUGUAUUUGCUUAAUCUCACCAGGGUCAAAGGCUUGAAGUGAAGAAAAAUCCCUUCCAUUUCCUUUUCAGGACAGUUUGUAUAAUUACUUCUGACAUCUUGAUGGACAGUUUACCCUGCAUUCCUCUUAAACAAGUCAUUCUGCCUUUAGUCCCAUCCUUCUCUUUUGUCUUCUUUUUCCAAUCCAAACUGCUGAGGGUGUGGGGGAAGAGGUGAACAUGUGGUGGGGAAUCCAGAGAGGUGGAGAGACAGGGGAAGGAAAAAAGCAGUUAAUGUUGGAAUGCUGAGGUAAGACAGACUGUUCUAAUAAUCUGUUAAUUCUGAGUCGUGAUCUGCCAGGCUGAAACAGAAAAUGUUUCUGUUUUCCUUUGUAAUUACACUGCAGGAAUCCUGAGUGUGGAAACCUCAGGUGAUUAGUUGCCCACAGUAGUCUAUUCUCCCAAACUCUGUGAGCUGAGCCUAGUGUAGUCAAGAACAGAGACACUCAGCCAGUGUUGAAUAAAUGAGUCAGUGAGUUGAAAAGUCCUAGAGACCAUUGUCUAAAUCCUUCAACCCUGUGGAUAAUGCAGCUGUAGAUUCUCUUGUUCUCCAUGCCGAGAUAAUAUAGUGAUGAGAAUCAUAGAAAUACGAAGAAGAAAUUACUUUUCUUUGAUUCAGGCAGCAGCAGAUCAUUUUAAAAGGGUUCACAGAUUAUGCUGAAACAAGCAGGACUAUGGAAAAUACUAAGUAAAAUAGUGAUAGAAAAAUAUUGUAGUGCUAUUGUCUUCUAAGUAAUUUAAGAAAUUGACACAUGCAUCUGCCUGGCAAGUAUUUGGAGGAAGUAGAGGAGUGGAGGGAAGGGUGAAGGGCUGGGCACUGCAGAAGAGAGCUUGAAAGGAACUAUUUGAAAGAGGUGCUGCCAACUCUAGAUUCCCUGCAUGUAUAUAUUUCCAAAGAUGACAGAUUUUUGGAGGUGUUUAUUUUGGAACUAAUCUUCUGUAUUUCCAUUCUGCCCCCACUGUAUCCUGUAUCUUGCACUGCCAGAAGUCUGCUAGCUGCCAUGAAGCAGGGCUGUGGCAAGUGGCCAAGUGUGAUAAAACCUAUUUUUUUCAUUUUAAAACAGAGUAUGGAUAUGAGCAUACUUUAUGAAGUAUUUAAGGAUAGAUUGAAUGGAGUAGGAGAAAUAGUAAAAACCUAAUGAGAAGAUUGAAAGUUUUUUAUUUGCGUUUGCUGGAAUUUGUUUGGUAAACAGAAGAAUACCAGCUUAUGUCUGUCUCUGUCACUUUCUUCUUUCUUGCCCCUCUUUCUCUGACCUUUGAAUGCUGGUGUUAGAAUAGUUAGGAAAAAUGGGUUUUCUGAUCAUGAAGAGAUGGUAGUGAUUUUUUAAUUUUUAGUUUUUGAGGGAAUCCCAAGGGUAUGCUCUGUGUGAAUGUCUCAUUACAUGUAUGCAUGCGAGAAAUUGUUUUAUUUUUUCAUUUUUGUUUUAAACCCUCCCCCACCAUGAAAUUUUUUCUUUUUUUAUCUCCGGCUCUGACUUAAGCUUCAAAACAAAAUGUUAUCUAAACAUUGUUGAGGUGGUCUAACAUAUUACAGAAUUUUAGAAUGUUCAUUUAUUAGAAAAUUAAACUGCAGUCAGUAUUUUCUUUAAUUUUAUUUUUUUUAAUGUUUAUUUUUGAGAGAGAGAGAGACAGAGAGAGAGAGAGAGAAAGAGACAGAGCAUCAGCAGGGGAGGAGCAGAGAGAGAGGGAGACCUGAAGCAGGCUCCAGGCUCUGAGCUGUCAUCACAGAGCACGGUGUUGGGCUCAAACUCCUGAACUUUGAGAUCAAGACCUGAGCUGAGGUCGGAUGUUUAACCAACUGAGCCACCCAGGUGCCCCAGUGUUUUCUUUAAUUUUAGUAUCUCAUUCCGCAUUGACAUUUGAUUCAGAAUAAAAUCAAGUUCCUAGCUUGGCUAAGUGCCACAAAGUCGGGUGAGCUUUAAAUAUGUAAUGACUUUCUUUUUAAUGAUUGCUAGAGGUUUUAGCAGUAAAAAGGGGAAAAUGUAAGGAAACUCUAAUAGAUUUCUUGCCUAAAAAGAGCAUUCUUGGUAAGAUUAAAAGGAGAGACAAGCUGAGGCCCUGAGUUAGGGAUCUGAAAAUCCCAUCACAGCCAGUAUCAGAAAGUAGCAGCACUAGUGGAAGAAAACACAGAAGGUCUCUACUGAUGAGGGGGCUCACUUGGAAAGGGCAUUCCAUCACCAGAGGGUUUUUUUUGGGGGGGGGGGGCUUCAUAAGAAAACUACAUUCUAUUCAGUUAAACAUAAUGGGAAAAGUCAUUUGUUUUUAAAUUAUGAAGUAUGUCAUGUCUAUAAAAACAUGUAGAAUAUUUAUUUCUUUUAGCUUGAAAAAUUAAACAUGAUAACUAUGAAAGCUGCCCCAGGUAUCUUUCCUCAGUCCUAUUUCUUGUCCUCUCUCCCCUAAUUACCAUUCUUUCCAAUUUAGUAUUUACCAUUCCCAUGCCUGUGUUUAUGCUUUUGCUGUAUCUGUCAACCUUACAUAGUACUGCAAAUAUGUUUUAAGCCUUAUUUAGAAGAUUGUACACUGUAUGUAGUUACAUAAUUUGUUCUUUUUGUUUAAAUACUUUGAAGAAUCUGUAGUUGAUACGUGUAGUUCUGGUUCAUUCAUUUUUAACUGUUUUGUCAUGUUUCAUUCUCCAUUUCUCAUGUUUAACCAUUCUCUUGUUGACUGAAAGUGUCUUUAGCUGAAUAUUUUGGGGGGCUGGGAAAGAGGAAUAUAUUAUGUCAUUUUAAAAGUUAGACGAGGAAUAUUUUGACUUUCAAAAAAGCCAGUUUCCUUUUUUGGGUGUGGAAUGCCCUCAUUUAUCAUAUUCCUGGGAAAACCCUUUGUACUUCCGGAGAGAAGGCAGAGAAGAAUAAUGUUUCAUUACACAGACGAACAUGUCUUGUGCAAAGUGCCGAACGGCAUCCGCUGUAAUACAGCAUGCUCAUGCGGGAUUGAGCUGUUGCAGCUAAAACUUGGUUUGUUCUAUGAAAAUGCUCAGUUUUUUUUGAAGUGCAGACAAGCUGUAGAUGGGAACUUGUUGACAUUUAUUCAUUGUUUCUCUUCUGUGAGUUCCCAAAUUUGCAGUUUGGGACUCCUUUAUUUGGUAAAAAGGGUAUAUGCCUUAAAUGGUAAAAAGAUUGUUCUUGAAUUGUGUCAUGGUUUUACGGAGUAAAGGAAAAACAAGGUCUAGGAAUGGAGGGGUGCUUUUUGGGGUAGACACUUGAUGUGAAAUAAAAUAUUUGUUUUAAUAAUGAAUCUUAUAUGUGUAUUUGCCAUUGAGUAUUCCUUGUAGUCAUUGUUUUAGAAAGGCAAUCUCUGAUAAAUAUUUUUUCUUCCCAAUUUCAUGCAGUUGUCUUUCAUUUGUAACAUCUUUGAGAGGCACCUGGGUGGCUCAGUAGGUUAAGUCUGACUUCGGUUCAGGUUCGUGAGUUCGAGCCCUGCGUUGAGCUCUGUGCUGAUAGCUCAGAGCCUGGAGCCUGCUUCAGAUUCUGUGUCUCCCUCUCUCUUUGCUCCCCACCCCCCUCCCCCCAAUCUCACACUCUGUCUCUCUGUCUCUCAAAAACAAAUAAACAUUAAAAAACAAAACAAAAAGAAGAACUGUUAACAUCUUUGAUAAUGGUUUGGAUAAUGUUGCAGAAUACACAAUACAGAACUCCAUUCAGGUUGUCCCUGCAAAUGAUUUGCUAUUGUGCUUUAACCAGAAAUGCUGAUGCAGCAAGGGAAACACUAAUAAAUGGGAUGCUUUCCAGGGACUGUAGCUAAGGCAAAGCAAACACAAGCCAAAAUUGGGAAGAAAAUGUGAGGUAGGCACCCACGAUGCAGUCUGGCCAGAUAUGCUAUUAACAGUGAAUAUCCCUUUCUAAAUAAAUUAAUCGAGGCCUGGGCAAUUUGAAAAAAAAUUUUUUUAACGUUUAUUUAUUUUUGAGACAGAGAGAGACAAAGCAUGAACGGGGGAGGGUCAGAGAGAGGGAGACAUGGAAUCUGAAACAGGCUCCAAGCUCUGAGCUGUCAGCACAGAGCCCGACGCGGGGCUCGAACUCACGGACCACGAGAUCAUGACCUGAGCCAAAGUCAGCCGCCCAACCGACUGAGCCACCCAGGUGCCCCGAGGCCUGGGCAAUUUGAAUCAUCAGACUGUUUGCUAAAAAGGUCUUUCACUACCAUUCCUACGGUGGUUGACAAGAUAUCGUUUCCACCUCACUCUCCAUGUACCAUGCCAGUGACAUCUUAGCUGCUAGAGUGUGGAGCUGGCCUGUGGGAGUCAAGUCACCUUGUAAAUUUUGCCUAUAUAUAUUAACACAUCCCCUGUUAUGUCAUAACAACCAUGUAAGGGAGAGUGUUUUCCUGCUCUGUCUUAGGUAUUGGUGGUGUGACCUGUUCAUGCAGGGGAAACUUGAACAUUCUCAGGUGCACCAGAGGCUCUCUUCCUGGCAGAAUUUGGGAGUUGUUUAUUGCAGUACUGUUGUGCCCUCUGAUGAUGUGACAGUGGUGUAUCAAAAUGGGUUACCUGUGAUAUCUGUGAGGCUACCAUCCCGGCGUGAACGUUGCCAGUUCACACUCAAACCUAUUUCAGACUCAGUCGGUGUGUUUUUACGACAACUUCAAGAAGAGGAUCGGGGAAUUGACAGAGUUGCAAUCUACUCACCAGAUGGUGUUCGAGUUGCUGCCUCAACAGGAAUAGACCUCCUACUCCUUGAUGACUUUAAGCUGGUCAUUAAUGACUUAACAUAUCAUGUACGACCACCAAAGAGAGACCUCUUAAGCCACGAAAAUGCAGCAACACUGAACGAUGUAAAGACACUCGUCCAGCAGCUGUACACCACACUGUGCAUCGAGCAGCACCAGUUAAACAAGGAAAGGGAGCUUAUUGAAAGAUUAGAGGAUCUCAAACAGCAACUGGCUCCCCUGGAAAAGGUACGAAUUGAGAUUAGCAGAAAAGCUGAGAAGAGGACCACUUUGGUGCUAUGGGGUGGACUUGCCUACAUGGCCACACAGUUUGGCAUUUUGGCCCGGCUUACCUGGUGGGAAUAUUCCUGGGACAUCAUGGAGCCAGUCACCUACUUUAUCACUUAUGGAAGUGCCAUGGCAAUGUAUGCAUAUUUUGUAAUGACACGUCAGGAAUAUGUUUAUCCAGAAGCCAGAGACAGACAAUACUUAUUAUUUUUCCAUAAAGGAGCCAAAAAGUCACGUUUUGACCUAGAGAAAUAUAAUCAACUCAAGGAUGCAAUUGCUCAGGCAGAAAUGGACCUUAAGAGACUGAGAGACCCAUUACAAGUACAUCUGCCCCUUCGACAAAUUGGUGAAAAAGAUUGAUCUGCAAAGAGCCUCUGAAUCCUGGCAGAAAGAACACCUGUUUAUAACUAUUGCCUUUUUAAUUAAAGCAUUGCAGGUGGAAGCUGGGAGCCAUGUCGGGGUAGAGGGUUUUUACCUUUAAUUAAAAACAAAAACAAAAAGGAUCUUAGGGAAGAAGGGAAUGUUAAAAUCUGAGGAUCAGGCUUUGUGGAAUGUAAGCUCAAAGGGCUUAGUGAAUAUUGUCUUAAUCAAGCAUCUUAGUUUCUGGAUGAAAAUGAUGCAUUAUACAGUUGAGAGAUUCAUAAAGAGAAAAGGAUGCUGGGGGUGUUCCUUUCUUGCAUCUUCUUUGCAGGGUCAGCAAAACAGUAACACACCAGCACCCCACUCAGCUCUAAUUUUUUUUAAUUUAACUUUUCUUAUUUUUGACAUAGGAGUAAAUAAAUAUACCAGAAAAGCAAAUCCUCAAGAUAUGUGGGUGGCAAACAGAGUCUGAGCCCGUGCCAUUAGCAUUUAUUUUAAAUUGAACCCAGUCUCUGCAAAGUUACCAGGAAUCUCUCCUAUUUGUGCCCUUUUCUGACCACCCACUCCUGUUGGUUACACUAAUUUUAUCCAUAUGAUAGCUGGAACCAACUUACGACUGUUUGAUAAUUGACACUUUGGAUUAUCCCGUAAUACCUUCUUAAAUGUCUGUAUAUUCCAGUGCUCUGGAUCAGUAUCUAGGAAUCAUUGGCAACACUGCAUGAGGUUGUUUUGUUUCGUUUCGUUUUGUUUUUUUACUAAUUAAUCUUUAAAAGGAGGCAGAGUUUCCCUCCUUUAUUUAACUAUCCUAUUGAUAUUCCUCUCUCCCUCCACAACUCAAAUCAGAGGUGGGGGGGGAGGGGUUCAGCUGUAUUACCAAAUCAGGAAGAUGUAAGGUUUACAGAUUGGCUAAAAAAUCAUGGCUCUCUAGCCAUUUCAGAACCAGAAUAAUUUCAAUGCUGUUAGUCUGCUUGUGUGACAGCAUUCCAGCCCACCCAGGUGGUGCUGCCUUGUCUGGAGAUUUUGUUUAUCUUGAAGGACACACGCUUCCACGCUGUUUGUGAGCCCUCCCACCUCCACCACUUUAAUAGUUGUAAAUCAAGUGUGUGGAUCUCAAAGGGUGCAAUUUAUCUUUAUACAAGAAUACAUUUCUAUGGCUUCCUUCAACCUGCCCUCUUCACCCUAUUUUUUCUUAUCUUAAAUUGAGAGAAGGAAGAAUUAAUCUUAUACUCUAUCAAAAUAUUUUCUACCAUACUUCCAGAUGACAUCUGCAGUUGAAGAGUCAAAGGAAUCUGUGUCUAAUAUCCUGUUUUGCACUACGGUGGGGGACAGGAUGGAAAGGAUGAUGAGGCUUGCCACACAGCUGAUUGGCUUUUUCUUUCACAUGAUUCAUCCCUCCUCAUUGUGGCAAGGAGUUUUCUUUCUCAUUUUCUUCCUCCUUUGGGAUCAUUGUGUAUGAAAAGAAACACUUUAGGCGACAAACCCAGACUCCAGGUGCCUUGUAGAGGUCGAAGGCUAGCCAGGACCACCGCCACUGCUGCCGCCACCCCUUCCACUGGCAUGUUGGAAUGAAAGGGCGCAUGUCCCCCCUUCCCUCCCCCCCGUCGUUCAGCCCCUCCCCUCAUUUAUUUUUGUUAAGUUAAUGUGAAUUAUUUUUAAAUCAUUUAUCCUGUUUGUGUGCAGGGUUUUUAAGAAGAAACAGCACAGUGCAAUGAGCAAAUCCUUUCAGGGUGUGUGGGAGGCAAGGGAGGGAAGAUGUGGAGAAAAGUCCUUUACACAAAUAGCAAAAUACUGAACAUGUGUAAAAUCCUGUAUCAUUUAUGAAAUAUGUAUAAAAAGCAAUGUACCUUCUGGAACAAUAAAUACUUAUUCAAUUUUUGAA